Messenger RNA from Hemibagrus wyckioides, 6389 nucleotides. RefSeq names its product SEC14-like protein 1. NCBI's taxonomy places the organism in Eukaryota, Metazoa, Chordata, Actinopteri, Siluriformes, Bagridae. Bases 369 to 2552 code for a protein of 727 amino acids. The record is from RefSeq and is a predicted model, not a curated record. Gene Ontology annotation, molecular function: RIG-I binding. Gene Ontology annotation, biological process: negative regulation of RIG-I signaling pathway. The transcript has 17 exons. Gene Ontology annotation, cellular component: cytosol; cytoplasm.
ACACACCCUCCGUCUGUCAGUUCGGUGAGUAGGGAGCAGGAGCUCGAGCAGAAGGAGGAGGAGGUGGAAGCAGAAGCAGAAGAGCAGCAGCCCGGUGUAGAAGUGCUUUAAUUCCGCAGGAGAUGUUCUGUGGGCUCGGGGAAGAGCUCCAGCUGGAUGGAGGAGACAUUUAACGGAGGAUUUCUCUCUCAGCCUGGCUCAGAGUUCCGGAAAGAAGGCUGCGGGAGAGUUAGCGCUAACUUCAUCUGGAACUAAACAAUAAUAAUAAUAAUAAUCAUCAUCAUAAAGAUCCCUAAUCACACACACACACGGAGCUUUAAUCCAAUAUAAAUCACUUAAUAACUGGACAGAGUGAGAGCUAAUCCACGAUGGUGCAGCAGUAUCAAUCCCCCGUUCGUGUGUAUAAGCACCCCUUCGAGCUGGUCAUGGCGGCGUAUGAGAGGAGGUUCCCCACGUGUCACCUCAUCCCCAUGUUUGUGGCCAGUGAUGUCCUCAGCGAAGAAACGAGUGAGGACAACUCCACGCACAAAAUCGAGAGGAGGUGCAAGCUGGACGUUGACGCCCCUCGACUCCUAAAAAGGAUCGCGGGCGUGGACUACGUUUACUUCAUCCAGAAGAACACACUGAACCGCCGCGAGAGGACGCUGCACAUCGAGUCGCACAAUGAGACAUUCUCCAACCGCGUCAUCAUCCACGAGCUCUGCUGCUACUCGGUUCACCCCGAGAACGAGGACUGGACAUGUUUUGAGCAGUCGGCCAGCCUGGACAUCAAAUCCUUCUUCGGUUUCGAGAGCACCGUGGAGAAAAUCGCCAUGAAACAGUACGCUAACAGCAUCAAAAAGGGUAAAGAGAUCAUCGAGUACUACCUGAGAGAGCUGGAGGAGGAGGGCAUUACCCAUGUACCCCGCUGGAGCCCCAGCACCUCCAUCAUUCAGCCUGUCGUCGCGGUCACGCCCCCGGCUCCUCCCACAACGGCCCCCAUCGCCAUCACCGCCCCCGCAGAGUCGGGCAAAGACGCAGCAGCGUGUAAAGACAGCAGCAGUCCAGUGGGCAGCGCCAACGAGCCGCUCACCGCCACGCCAGAUGAUAAACUGGAUGCUGACUACAUCAACCGUUACCUGGGUGACCUCACACCUCUACAGGAAAGCUGCCUCAUACGCCUCCGCAGCUGGCUGCAGGAAACACACAAGGGCAAGAUCCCGAAGGACCAGCACAUCCUGCGGUUCCUGCGAGCGCGAGACUUCAACAUGGAUAAAGCGCGAGAGAUCCUGUGUCAGUCUCUCACCUGGAGGAAGCAGCACCAGGUGGACUACCUCCUGGACACCUGGAGUUCUCCACAGGUCCUCCAUGAUUAUUACACCGGGGGCUGGCAUCAUCACGACCGCGAUGGCCGUCCUCUCUAUAUCCUGCGUCUGGGACAGAUGGACACUAAGGGUCUGGUUCGAGCUCUGGGGGAGGAGUCACUGCUCAGACAUGUUUUGUCUAUAAAUGAGGAGGGAUUGAGGAGGUGUGAGGAGAACACCAAGGUGUUUGGACGCCCGAUCAGUUGUUGGACAUGUCUGGUGGAUCUGGAGGGUUUGAACAUGAGGCAUCUGUGGCGUCCCGGCGUUAAAGCUCUGCUGCGCAUCAUCGAGGUGGUGGAAGCAAAUUACCCAGAAACCCUCGGGCGCCUCCUCAUCCUGCGCGCUCCCCGAGUCUUCCCUGUGCUCUGGACUCUGGUGAGUCCGUUCAUCGACGAGAACACGCGCAAGAAGUUCCUCAUCUACGCCGGGAACGACUAUCAGGGUCCUGGCGGUCUGGUGGAUUACAUCGAUAAGGAAGUUAUCCCCGACUUCCUGGGUGGAGAGUGUAUGUGCGAGGUUCCCGAGGGAGGCCUGGUCCCCAAAUCCCUCUACAGAACCCCCGAGGAACUGGAGAACGACGACAUCAAACUGUGGACGGAAACCAUCUACCAGAGCGCCAGUGUUUUUAAAGGAGCACCGCACGAGCUGCUGAUCGAGAUCAUCGACGCCUCCUCUGUAAUCACCUGGGACUUCGACGUGUGUAAAGGAGACGUGGUCUUCAACAUCUACCACUCCAAACGGGCUCCUCAGCCACCAAGGAAAGAGGCGCUGGCGUCUCAUGGCAUCACGUCACCUGGGGGCAACAACGUGCAGCUCAUCGAUAAGUCAUGGCAGCUGGGGCAGGACUACAGCAUGGUGGAGUCUCCGCUCACCUGUAAAGAGGGGGAGAGCGUGCAGGGUUCUCACGUGACACGCUGGCCCGGGUUCUACAUCCUGCAGUGGCGGUUCCACUCCAUGCCAGCGUGCGCCGCCACCAACCUGCCCCGCGUGGACGACGUGUUAGCCACACUGCAGGUUUCCUCUCACAAGUGUAAAGUCAUGUACUACACUGAGGUCCUGGGCUCUGAGGACUUCAGAACGGCUUGCUGCGAUGUGCAGAGUUUGGGUUCAAUGACGAGCCUGGAGUCGAGUCACAGCGGAUUCUCUCAGCUCAGUGCCGCCACCACAUCCUCCAGCCAAUCACAGUCAAGCUCCAUGAUCUCCAGGUAGAGCCAGGAGACACCAGACGAAGGACGGGGGAGGGGCAAGAGAUGGAGGACGGGGGAGGGGCACAAGACGAAGUACAAAGAAAAAUAACUACACAUAUUUGAUAACAGCGCCGUGGCGUUAAAGGGCUUUGAUCUGCGUUGCCAUGGCGCUCGGCUGAGCUGCCGGUCAGUUCACUGGUAACUUCCUGUUUCCUCUCUUUCUGUGUCGACAUGUCUGACGAACCCGAGUAAUACGAGUAAAAAAAAAAAAAAAGGACGAGCUGUUACACACACAAAGGGCACAGUAAUACUGUAUACAUAUGUUUUUUUUUGUUUGUUUGUUUGUUUUGCCAUAUCGCUGGUGGUGUCAGCGUUUAUAGGUCAAAGGUCAGGUUUGUAAACGUGGCAAAAACGGCCAUGUAAAGCAAUAAACAUUUCUAUUUGUAUUUAUCUCGAGCGUGUGACGCGGUCUGCCGGUGUUUAAGGUGCUCUGUGCUCGAUUAGCUAUUCGCUUUUCCACUUGCUUGUGAAACGAAUCCUAAAAAUUGCCUUCGUCCAGUUUCUGAAUUUGCAAAUGACCGGUUCCUAUGCAUCGAAAAGCCUGGGGGGGGGGGGGUGAGCGAGGGCUACUUUUUAUGUUUUAUAGGUCAAAAUGAAAUAAACACAGAGUUGCUGUGGGUUUGUAUCGGACGCGUUUCAUUGGAAAUCGAGCCUAAUUUGCAUGUUAGCGUUAGAAUUAACCAGAUAGCAGUGGAAUAGAUCAUGUAGUUAAAAAAAAAAUAAUGAAGUAAUAAAAACACAAUUUUUUAGAUUUACAGCAUGAAAAGUGUCGAAUAUGCCGACAGCUUGAGUAGUGCAGAAUAUUCAUAAACAAAUAAAUAAACAUAGCGGACGUCCAACAAGGCCGUGAAUUAAUACAUCUUUCUGUUUUUUAUACAAUUAAGAGGCACAAGAUUUAAUACAUGUCCUCGACAUCAGAUAACGGACCAUCUUUACCAAUAUUAUCUUUUUUCUUUUUGUGUGUGGUUACCCAUGCUAGCUAGCGAACUGGGCAUUAAAAAGUCAUUUUAAUAUGCGAUUGAACAUUUUCUGGAUUUUUUUGUUUGUUUGUUUUAAACAAAUAGGUCAUGAUGAUAUUACAAGCGACGGCUUUUCAGGUCAGUUUAUUUCUAGAUUUUGUCCAGAUGUUUUUUGAGAAUAUCAAAAGUGUAAGUGUGUUCAGGUCGGAGGUGUGAAUGCUGCACUGGUGGAUGAUGAUGUUGUUGUUGUUAUUAUUAUUAUUAUUUAACUCCUUUACAGUAAGCAGGGCACGACGGUCAGUUAGAGUUUACUUUACUGACACAAGGACACACCUGUGCAGGUGAGUGAUGAGGUCACGAGCUGAGCCCAGGUCAAAACAACUUCUAGAGACUUGUUCCACAUCCAAAAACACUCUAACAGUUACAGAGAGAGCGAGAAAGAACAGGUUGGUUGUGAUGCUCGCUCCACCAACGUAGUGUUCGGGGUUUCAUCGUCCAGGUCAGGGCUUUAAACCUCGGACAUCGCGCGUCAGAAUAUUUCAGGAAGUCACGUUAAAUCAAAUCAAAACUCUUUAGGUUUAAUGAGAACAGCUGAAGGAGAAUAUUGUAAGUGUGAUGAGGCGGUCUGCAGGACGAUCAUGGCUUUGUUCCAAAUCAGAACUGGAAAACACCCUGCGUUUUUUACUGAGAGAGAGAGUGCAGUAGGUAAAGCUCGCUCGACCGUUUGUUGAUUUUCAUGUUACGGUGCUUUAGAACAGUGAUAAUGAUAAGGAUAGUGAUAGCGAGGUUCUUCCUCGUCACGUGUAAACGUGUCACGGCUGGGUUGAGGUCUGAAUCGGAUUCGGAACACUCGCUCAUGUGCCACGUGUUUAGACUUGAAAGAGAAAAAAAAUGUGAUGCAUGUUGUGGAUUUUUGUUUGUUUUUUUCCCUCCAUAUUCAAGGAAACUGGAAAGCGGGGUGAUGCGUCACGCUGCACUUCAACACGUGUGCAUGUAGUGAGGAUUGCGUGUGUUUUAAAAGAAGGUUUCAGUUAGUGAUAUAUAAAUCAGUUUAUUUUUACUUUCCACGUGUCGUAAACCGUCAGGGGCGGAGAGUUCGGGAAGACGGAGUGUUGUCUUUGUUUGUUUGUUUGUUUUUUAAUCCUUGGUGCAAAUCAAAUCAAAAUUCAGAAUGUUUACCAAAAAUAGGACGCUCACGUGAAUGUAACAGAGUUACACUCGCACGUGUUUAAAAAAACAAAUAAAAAGAAAACGAGAGCUCGGAACAUGUUACGUUUUUUUCUCAUUAACCAGGAAAAGGAACUGCUUUGGAAACCCAGACCUGUGCUUGAAACCUGAAACAUGGAGGGGUGGGGUGUAUGAGGGGUGUAUGUUCUUCUCAUCUGUUACUCCCGAAGCAGCAUGCUAAUGCUAAACGCUAGCCGUUCUCUGGAUGUUGAGAGACGCGCACGACGUCCGUUCUUUCCUCAACAGUUUACAGCGACGCAACGGACCGGACAAUCCCAUCACCUCACAUCAGCGUCACGUCUCUUCUAGCAAAGCAGGGCUAACACGAGCGGAGAAACAGGACUGCACGCGAUCCGCCCUUUUUUUUUUUUUUUCUUUUUUUUUUUGGUUACUGCUCAUGAUCGUAAACGUUACACGCUAGCUAAGAGGCACUGGCGUCGCUAACAAGGAAUUCACCACAAACAGCAUUAGCGCAUCUCGACAGUUUAGGGGAAUGUGCUUUCUACAGAUUUUCAUUACAUAGGAUUUUUAAGUUUGUAGGUGUCUCCCGCAUCACCAUAGCAUCAGAUUAGAUCAGCAUCAAAAGUGCUACUGAUAAAGCAUAAAGGUUAGCGCCUCUGCUAGCUGAGCGACCUGUGGGCGUGGCCUGCUUUUUAAGGUCAAAAUGCUAAGAGCCAGAACAAACUGCCUGGAUUUUUACACGUGGUUAUCGUUGUUUAAAUAGUAUUUUAAUGAUGUUUUGGUGUAUAACGUUAUCGUGUGGAACCUAUGAGAAGAUGAUACGGUUUUGUAGUGCUGGUCAGGGACGACGAUCGUCUCGAAGUCGGAACGUAAAUCAGCCUCAGCGUUCAGCUUUUAUUACAUGUUUAUUAAGGCAGCUGUUACACUUCUGGCUCAUGUUACCAUAGCGACUCUCACUGUUCCGAGUGCUCACACGCCAUCGCGUCGAGUGAAAAGCGAAAUGAUUUUUGAUUUCUUUCUCACUGAGGAGAUUAUUUUUAAUCACCAGCACAAACUCACGACCUGAUUGGUGAAGAACGGAGGAAGAAAAGUUAAUAAUAAUCUUUUUAGGAUUAGCAUAAAAAGGAAAUAAUGGAAUACAGGAGAGAUUUGUUUACCAGCCAAGCGGGUCGUGGAGUAGACACAAGUCCUCAAAACUUCCUGAAUUCUGGAUUCAAACUCAGUUCUACGUUGAUUUUGUUGGAUUUUCCUUCUCCUGAAAGAUCUAAAGGUGAAGCUUUCGCGCUCAUUCGCUCUCGCACCAAUUCACUCUCGCGCUCCGGCUCUCUGUCGUGUGAAGCCCUGUUUCUCCGGCUGUACGAGGGCUAUGUACAUAACAGAAAUAUAUAAAUAUAGAAUAAAAAUAACUGUCUUUUAUGUUUGUUUAUUUGCUUUGUUUUUCUCAUGAAUGUCCAUUUCUCCAUCCGCACACGUCGAACUCUUCAUUCAUGAACACUGCAUAUCUUUCUCUCUGAGAAAACGAUGAUUGUGUAAAAGAUUUAAAAAAAAAAAAGAAGAAGAAGAAAACAAAACAUUUUGGAGAUUAAUAUAUGAGAGAGCGCCUUUACAUUUGUUUGUUUUUUGGAAUUAAUUAAACUUGAAUUAAAAAGAGA